This is a messenger RNA of Macrosiphum euphorbiae (potato aphid), 1137 nucleotides long. NCBI's taxonomy places the organism in Eukaryota, Metazoa, Arthropoda, Insecta, Hemiptera, Aphididae. The record is from the annotation of a GenBank genome assembly.
AUGCCGUUAAAAGGAUUAAACAUAUUAGAAUUUUCUGGUCUGGCGCCGGUACCUUUUGUUGGAACUAUACUAUCUGAUUUUGGAGCAAAUGUGACUGUAAUACAAAAAAGAAGUGUCAUUAUGGAACUUACAGGCUUUUUAAAUGGUGGCAAAAAGUCCAUAAGUAUCAAUUUAAAACAUCCUGAAGGUAUUGAGAUUACACAAAAAUUAAUCAUUAAUGCCGACAUUGUACUUGAACCUUAUAGACCCGGUGUAAUGGAAAAACUGGGAUUAGGCCCCGAUGUAAUGAUGGCCAAAAAUCCUCGUUUAAUAUAUGCUCGAUUAAAUGGCUAUGGUUCACAUGGACAAUAUGCAAAGAGAGCUGGACAUGAUAUAAAUUAUUUAGCCAUGUCAGGUUUGUUGUCAUUGUAUGGUUCAAAGAAUUCAAAACCUGUUCCUCCCGUAAAUUUUUCUGAAUUUGCGGGCGGUAGUAUGGUAUGCGUAAUGGGAAUUUUGAUGGCAGUCAUAGAAAGAUACAAAAGUGGAAAAGGUCAGGUGGUCGAUGCCAGCAUAACUGAAGGAAUUUCUUAUGUCGGAAGUUGGUUGAUGUGUUCACAAGAGUCAAUGAUUUGGGGGAAACCAAAAGGACAGAAUAUACUGGAUGGAGGAAUGCACUUCUAUGAUACAUACGAAACCAAAGAUGGUAAAUGGAUGGCUGUCGGUGCUAUAGAACCAGCAUUUUAUCAAGAGUUCAUCAAAGGACUAGGAUUGAACAUUAAUGAUAUUGAACAGAUGAAUAAUUUUGAGGGUAAUAGAGUAAUUAUUGCAAACAAAUUUAAAGGAAAAACACGAGAAGAAUGGUGCAAUAUUUUUGAUUCAAAAGAUGCUUGUGUAACUCCUGUGUUAGAGCUGGAUGAAGUUGACCAGCAUCCUCAUAAUGCAAGUAGAAAUUCAUACAUCAGGAAAGAUAAUAUUGUGCUGCCUGUUCCAGCACCAAAAUUAAGUGUUACUCCUGGUGUUUCAAGUUCAAAUAAACCAACUGUGGUUUGUGGACAGAAUACAAGGGAAAUACUUGAAAGUAUUGGAUAUACACAAAUAGAAAUCAACAAACUAUUUGAAAAUAAGACUAUAUUUCAAGACUCAAAAUCCAGGUUAUAG